AUGGGCUACAAAAAGGCUGUAAAAACUUUUUCUGUGCCAAGGUCCACGCUGAAACGAUUAGUGAAGGACUUUGAAGUCUCUUUAGAUUUACUUGUACAUAAACCGCUUGGUAGAAAGCCCGUACUUCCACCUGUCCUGGAAAAAAAGUUAGUAGAAUAUAUUUUGUUUAUGGAAGCUAGAUACUUUGGACUUACUAGGAUGGAUGUCAGAAAAAUGGCCUAUCAGCUAGCUCUCAAAAACCACAUCAAAAAUCAAUUUAGAAAUGAAGUAGCAGGACGUGCUUGGUUGGAUCAUUUUUUAAAGCGACACAAAAACAAUUUAUCCCUACGCAGACCAAUGGGAACAUCGUAUGCUCGUACUCAAGGCUUUAACAGUGAAGCAGUUAAAGAAUUUUUUGACAUUUUGGAAGCUGAAAUGAGAAACCACAAUUUUCCUCCUGACAGGAUUUUCAAUGUCGAUGAGACGGGGCUCACAGUUGUGCAGUCAAAAGUACCACAGGUGGUGGGAAAAAAAGGCAAGAGGCAGAUAGGAGCUUUGACUGCUGCCGAAAGAGGUUCACUGUGUACUGUGGUUUGUUGCAUGAGUGCAUCGGGUAUUUUUGUACCACCUAUGAUGAUUUUCCCAAGAAAAAACUUUACAGAUCUUUUGAUGAAAGGUGCGCCACCUGGAACGAUUGGUAAAGUUCAUCCAUCAGGUUGGAUUCAAUCUAAUUUGUUUACUGAGUGGUUCAGGCAUUUUAUUGAAAAAACGAACCCCAGCGAGGCCUCUCCCGUGUUGCUCAUCUUUGACGGACAUUACAGUCACACUCGUAAUUUAGAAAUAAUAGAGCUGGCCCGCGAAAAUCAUGUCACCAUUAUCAGUCUCCCACCUCAUACGACCCAUAAACUCCAGCCUUUGGAUAAGACUUUCAUGGGUGCACUUAAGAGUCAUUACAGCGAGGAGAUACGCAAGUUUCUUAUUUAUUCUGAAAGAAUGCUUAAACCUUACGAUAUUGCUGAGCUUUUUGGACGGGCAUAUCUCAAGUGUACCUCGGGAGAAAUUGCAGUAAAUGGUUUUCGUGCUACCGGCAUUUACCCAUUCAAUCCGCAAGUUUUUACUGAGGUUGAUUUCAUAGCGGAAGCAUCAAACAGUGAUCAGUCAUGUCGCAGUGUAGACAAUCAACGUGGAAGUGUUGUUGCUGACCAAGAUGCCCCAGGAACGAGUACAGCGGUACAAGAGGCGCCAACUGGUUUGAUUCUACCAGAAGAAAUUCAGCCCAUCCCUGGGGCCAAAACUAGGACUUCUAAUCGUGGAAGAAAAGCUACAACAGCAAAAGUGAUCACAUCAUCACCUUAUAAAAACCAAUUAACCGAAUCUUUGCGCUUAGCUGAGACUCGUGGACGAGGCAGUAGAGGCGGCAGGAACGGGAGAUGGCUGGUACUCCCGUUCCGAAGAAGUGGCACCCAGGCGCCGGAGGCCGCUGUCCUGAGGGAACGUGAAGAGGAACAAGCCCCUCUUUACUCAAUGGUGUGGCUGCCUACUUCCGUCCUAAGGUAUACCUGA
Molecule: messenger RNA, 1542 nt
Organism: Arctia plantaginis
Lineage: Eukaryota; Metazoa; Arthropoda; Insecta; Lepidoptera; Erebidae
Source: the annotation of a GenBank genome assembly